Manis pentadactyla (Chinese pangolin) is the source of this 2102-nucleotide messenger RNA. It is a transcript of the gene PLPBP, whose product is annotated as pyridoxal phosphate binding protein. The coding region runs from base 35 to 862 and encodes 275 amino acids. Gene Ontology annotation, molecular function: pyridoxal phosphate binding. The record is from RefSeq and is a predicted model, not a curated record. NCBI's taxonomy places the organism in Eukaryota, Metazoa, Chordata, Mammalia, Pholidota, Manidae. Gene Ontology annotation, cellular component: intracellular anatomical structure. The transcript has 8 exons.
CCCCGGACGGGGGCUCGGUGGGGGUUCCCGGGGAAUGUGGAGAGCGGGCGGCAUGUCGGCGGAGCUGGGAGUCGGGCUCGCCCUGCGGGCAGUGAACGAGCGCGUGCAGCAGGCGAUGGCGCGGCGGCCGCAGGAUCUCCCAGCCAUCCAGCCCCGGCUAGUAGCAGUCAGCAAAACCAAACCUGCAGACAUGGUGAUUGAGGCCUAUGGUCACGGCCAGCGCACUUUUGGGGAGAACUAUGUUCAGGAGCUACUAGAAAAAGCAUCAAAUCCUAAAAUUCUGUCUUCAUGUCCUGAGAUAAAAUGGCACUUCAUAGGCCACCUACAGAAACAAAAUGUCAACAAACUGAUGGCGGUGCCCAACCUGUUCAUGCUAGAAACUGUGGAUUCCAUGAAGCUGGCAGACAAAGUGAACAGCUCGUGGCAGAAAAAAGGUUCUCCUGAAAGGCUCAAGGUUAUGGUCCAGAUUAACACCAGUGGAGAGGAGAGUAAACAUGGCCUCCCACCUUCAGAGACAGUAGCCAUGGUGGAACACAUAAACGCCAAGUGCCCCAGCCUGGAAUUUGUGGGGCUGAUGACUAUUGGAAGCUUUGGACAUGAUCUUAGUCAAGGCCCAAAUCCAGACUUCCAGGUGUUGGUGUCCCUCCGGGAGGAGCUACAUAAACAGCUGAACAUCCCUCCUGAGCAAGUUGAGCUGAGCAUGGGCAUGUCCGUGGACUUCCAGCAUGCGAUUGAAGUAGGAUCUACAAACAUCCGAAUAGGAAGCACCAUUUUUGGAGAGCGCGAUUACUCAAAGAAACCCGUCCCAGACACGUCCGCGGCAGACCUGAAGGCCCCGGUGGAGGUGACACAGGCACACUGAGCCAGCGGGCGGCCAGCAGCAGCUCCCUGGCUGUGGGCCUGUCCCGGAAGACUAAUUAUGCACUCACCUGGGUUUUCAUUCUGAUAUCCCCUGGGUCACAGCACAGCCAUGCGCUCUGAUCUGCAGGGCCUGAGGACCAGGUGUGUUGGUGGAAACCAUCUGUACUCAGUGUCUGACAUAAGAAGCUUGCUUCACAUAGUGGCUUUGGAUUGGAUCUGAGAAACCCAUCAUUUCUGCAGAACAGAUACCAAAUCAGUAGCCAGGGAGUGAGUUCAGUAUUGAAUCCUGAGCCAGGGCACCAGGCCAACGCAUGAAUGCCUUUCCCAGGUUUAAAUUUGGCCACUGAUGCCUGUAGUCACCAAAGUCAGAAGGACUCCCAUUUGUCAUUGACUUACUCCCUGUGGUUACCAGCUGCACACAAAGCCCUGCUGAGAAAUCAUCUCUGCUGCUCUGGAGCAAGGUGAUUUUUGCCCCCAAUAUCCACUCCACCCAGUAAAUAUUUGUCUGCACUCUGGGGUGGCAGGUCGGGUAACUUGAGGAACCAGCUCAGGUUAAUUCUCCAAACCAAGAUUGUUGUGGGUGAGAGUUUGUGUCAUGGGCCACCCAGCAGUAGUGACCCUGAAAAUGGCAGGUAGCACAAAUGGGUGUUCCCAACACCCUCCUGAUGAGACAGGACUUUGAGCUUUUCCCCCAGGUCCCACAGCUAUGAGAAUUUAAUGAUAGGAUUUCUCUUUCACUGUGAUCCUCUUUAGGGUGAUUUCUUAUCAAAGACCAGUGAAAUCUCGUAGUUCCCCAGAAAUGAAAGAUUCCUUCAAGGCUGGUUCAGGCUCACAGUUUCAGAGAGGCCUGGCUCUGAGGCUCCUGUUGCUGAGGACGCUCCCAGGCAUGUGGGUGUGCUGCCCCACCACCUGCCCGCUGUAUUUACAGGCCAGAAUUGUGCAACUCUUCUCAGUUGUUACUCAAGUAGCAAGAUCUUCAAAAACCAGAAAGCACAAUCCUCAGACAGUCAGGACAGAUGACUUCAAUCUGGGUGGUGGUUUAUUUUCUAGCUGUUUUUUUCUUAUUUAUUCAAGCCCCACUCUUUAAUUUUAUGAAAUAACUUUCAGAACAUGACACCGCUGCUGAAUGUAAUUUUGUAAAACUUAAACCAUUAUGAUUCCUGGACUGUUUCAGUCAAACUAUAAUGUGAUAUUUCAGAGUCUAUUUAAUAAAAAUGUGAUUUUGAAUUAUACCAUCUGCA